CGUCGGUCUCUCGACACGCAGAUGCUGACAUGGGAUCGUAUCGCUCGGUUCAUCCCUGGCUUCAGAGUCCUGUUCUGUCCUGGGUGUGACGUCAUUUACUAACCCACGUGGUAUUACCACCUGAUCGGGGCAAUGACCUCCUGGUCGCCGAUGAAGUAAGCCAUCUUUGUCAAGAUACCACUGUCAUAUCACAUUUUAUGUUCCACUAGGCUGCACGGAUAAUGGUAAAGGACCGGCUGCCUGAGCUCCAACUGGCUCUGCACUCCAAGAGCUACAGUGUAGAUAAAGUUUGUAUUGAUUUAGCCAAGAAGUCAAAUGAAAUCACUCAGUUCCUUGACAAGGUGGAGAAAAUUCGAAUUGAAAUUGACAACAUUAACACCAAUACUGAGGAAAUUAAGAAACUCAACAGUAUCAUUCUUUCAUUACCUCGAGGCAGAGCUACAAGCAAUUCAGGAGUCGAAGACAGAAAGGGAUUCAUUUCCCACACCAUAAUCCAGGUUCACAGCCAUAUCAAAGAAAUAGAAAGAACUGUAGAAAAAGACAAAGAAACACCAAUCGAAAACUUACCAACUCUUGCGAGAGUCAAAAUAAUCCAGCACGCGACCUUGGUAUCGAUGUUUUCUGAAGCGUUGAGAAACUACAAUGAAAUGCUUCUGAAAUAUCAAGAAAGGUGUAAAGCAAUUGUACAUCAGCAGUUAAGAAUAAUUGACAAAGCAGCCACAAGUGAUGAAUUGGAGGAUCUGUUAGAGAAAGAUAAAGCAGCUGUGUUUGUAAACAAUAUUGUUGCAGAUACCUUGAAGCCCAAUUUGCUCUGUCAAGUGUAAAAGCAAGACAUGAAAAGUUACUGAAUACUGAAAGAUCUGUGCAGGAAAUAAGGGACAUAUUUGUGCAGAUGGCAAUACUGGUAGACACACAGGUACAACAAGCAAUGAAUGCUUGAUAUAUGCUUCUAUCGUUUACAAUAAUUUGUGUAAAAGCAGCAAUACAAAAUUGAGUUUACUCUCGCCCCUAAAUCAAUGGUUAAUUAAUUAUACUUCAUGAUGACUUCUAAAUAAUCCACCCCUUUCAUAAAAUGUUUAAGAUCAUUAGGAAAUUGGAGUAAAUAACCUGAAUUGAUUCAAUACUGCGAUUUCUCUGACAGGGCGACAAUAUCAAGAGAAUAGAAUUCCAUGUGCUAAAAGCCGGAGGAUGCACCGAUCACGGUAAAAGCCGGCUCCAGAAAGCACGAAAAAUAAAAGUAAAACACAGAAAGGUACGCUUAAAAGCUUUUAAACAUCAAAUACAAAUACAUUUUCAGUUUUCACAGCACUGAAAAUUUCGAUUGCGCAUGAGUUUUGAUUCUUUGUGAUCUUGGUAGUUGGCAAAUUUCAAGGGAGUCUACUGGCCCCACCCUUAAGGGUAUAAACUUUUAUAUAAAUUAAUGAGCACACUUUUCAACCAGGUUUUCGUUUUAAACUGUUCUUAAAUAAUAAAAUUAUGUAUUUAUUAUGAAAAUAUUAUAAACAUAUAUUCCCACUGACCAGUAUUUACCACAUUUUGUCUUCCUGUCUAAAGUGUAAAGAGUAAGAUGAAGUCACAAGAGGAUAGAGAAAAUAUCAUAAUUAGGAGCUUCACAAUUUAUAUUAUAUUAUUGGGGUAAACAAAUCAAGGAUGGGAUGGGCAGGACAUAGCACACGUGGGAGGGACGACAGAUGCAUACAAAAUUUUAGUAUGGAAACCCCAAGAGAACAGACUGCUUGGGAGACCAGGCAUAGAAAGGAGGAUAAUAUUAAAGUGGACUGGAUUCACCUGGCUCAGGAUAGGUACCA
This is a messenger RNA of Zootermopsis nevadensis, 1808 nucleotides long. NCBI's taxonomy places the organism in Eukaryota, Metazoa, Arthropoda, Insecta, Blattodea, Termopsidae. The record is from RefSeq and is a predicted model, not a curated record.